This is a messenger RNA of Phyllostomus hastatus (greater spear-nosed bat), 2862 nucleotides long. It is a transcript of the gene PAX2, whose product is annotated as paired box 2. The coding region runs from base 203 to 1549 and encodes 448 amino acids. Gene Ontology annotation, biological process: regulation of transcription by RNA polymerase II; anatomical structure development. The record is from RefSeq and is a predicted model, not a curated record. Lineage: Eukaryota; Metazoa; Chordata; Mammalia; Chiroptera; Phyllostomidae. The transcript has 12 exons. Gene Ontology annotation, molecular function: DNA-binding transcription factor activity, RNA polymerase II-specific; RNA polymerase II cis-regulatory region sequence-specific DNA binding.
GCGGCCGGGUGUGUGAGCGCGGGCGCGAGCGGAGCGCACAGCCGAGGCGGCGGGCAGCCUGGGUUAUCUGAGCCGCUCGGUCUCGGGUGGCUGCGCCCAGAUCUCGGGACGGCGGCGGCAAAGGCUAGACGCGCUGUCGGGCCGCGGAGGACUGGAGAAGGGAGACCCAGUCCCAGGCAGCAGCGGCGGCGGGGAGCAGAGCAUGGAACAGCACGCAGGUCCGGCAGUCCUGAAGUUGAGUCUGCGAGGCGACACGGCGGCGGCGGCCGCGCUGCUCCCGCUCCUCCGCCUCCCCAUGGAUAUGCACUGCAAAGCAGACCCCUUCUCCGCGAUGCACCCAGGGCACGGGGGUGUGAACCAGCUCGGGGGGGUGUUUGUGAACGGCCGACCCCUGCCCGACGUGGUGAGGCAGCGCAUCGUGGAGCUAGCCCACCAGGGUGUGCGGCCCUGCGACAUAUCCCGGCAGCUGCGGGUCAGCCACGGCUGUGUCAGCAAAAUCCUGGGCAGGUACUACGAGACUGGCAGCAUCAAGCCCGGAGUGAUAGGUGGCUCCAAGCCCAAAGUGGCAACACCCAAAGUGGUGGACAAGAUUGCUGAAUACAAGCGACAGAACCCAACCAUGUUCGCCUGGGAAAUCCGUGACCGGCUCCUGGCGGAGGGCAUCUGCGACAAUGACACAGUGCCCAGUGUCUCUUCCAUCAACAGGAUCAUCCGGACCAAAGUUCAGCAGCCUUUUCACCCAACGCCAGAUGGGGCUGGGACCGGAGUGACUGCACCUGGCCACACCAUUGUUCCCAGCACGGCCUCCCCUCCUGUUUCCAGCGCCUCCAAUGAUCCAGUGGGAUCCUACUCCAUCAACGGGAUCCUGGGGAUCCCUCGCUCCAAUGGCGAGAAGAGGAAACGUGAUGAAGUCGAGGUAUACACUGAUCCUGCCUACAUUAGAGGAGGUGGAGGUUUGCAUCUGGUCUGGACUUUAAGAGAUGUGUCCGAGGGCUCAGUCCCCAAUGGAGACUCCCAGAGUGGCGUGGACAGUUUGCGGAAGCACUUGCGAGCUGACACCUUCACCCAGCAGCAGCUGGAAGCUUUGGAUCGGGUCUUUGAGCGUCCUUCCUACCCUGACGUCUUCCAGGCAUCAGAGCACAUCAAGUCAGAACAGGGGAACGAGUACUCCCUCCCAGCCCUGACCCCUGGGCUUGAUGAAGUCAAGUCGAGUCUAUCUGCAUCCACCAACCCUGAGCUGGCCAGCAACGUGUCAGGCACGCAGACAUACCCCGUUGUGACCGGUCGUGACAUGGCGAGCACCACUCUGCCUGGUUACCCCCCUCACGUGCCCCCCACUGGCCAGGGAAGCUACCCCACCUCCACCCUGGCAGGAAUGGUGCCUGGGAGCGAGUUCUCCGGCAACCCGUACAGCCACCCCCAGUACACGGCCUACAACGAGGCUUGGAGAUUCAGCAACCCCGCCUUACUAAGUUCCCCUUAUUAUUAUAGUGCCGCCCCCCGGGGCUCCGCCCCUGCCGCUGCUGCCGCUGCCUAUGACCGCCACUAGUUACCGCGGGGACCACAUCAAGCUUCAGGCCGACAGCUUCGGCCUCCACAUCGUCCCCGUCUGACAGCCCACCCCGGAGGGAGGGAGGACCGACUCCACUCGAAGCUUCCUGGCCACCGCCCCAGCCCCACCCCACCCCAGGACACCUGCAGCCCUUCACGUCAACCCCGUGGAAGGCUGGACAGGACUAGUGGAGCCACGGGCCGGACCCUCAGGCCCCAGCCCACUACCCCGAGUCCCGCCCGCUGCCCCUCCCUGCCUGCCUGGACUUCGAGGUGCGGUGCGUCGAGGACGACCCGACCCGGCUUGCCCUGGCCUCACGGAGCCCAACAGAGCGGACCAGCCACAUCUCCGGACUCGGGCCGGGCGGCCGCUGUGCGCGGGGACACGUUUCUGUGACACACAAUCAGCACCGACUGCAGCUCGGCCCAGCCCUGGAGCCGCCGACUCGGAUGCUCCGGCGCAGGAGGCCUCGCUGGAGGGACUGGGCAAAAGAAAUUAAGGACAAAAUGAUUUUCUGCAAAAGAAGGAAGGGCCUUCUGCUGAACCCUUGAAACCUCGGGGAAAAGUCCUUACCCCCGCGCCAGCCGGACUGCCCCCACCUUCCGAGCGGAGUGUGCCCUGCCCCAGAAGGUGGAAUGGAAUGGGGGCAUGGGGGGUGGGCUCUAGGGACAAAGGUUGGGGUCGUUAAGUCUUUCCAAACUUGGAACCCAAGACACACAGGCCCCAGCAGCCUGCACCCGCAGAGCCAGACUCUUGGCUCUUCCCUACUCUGCCAGAACUGCCCGGUUCCCCAGGGCCCAGGCGCCUCCUACUAGUGACGAGACUCUCAGCCCCACCUCGCCCCUACCUCAGCGUCUCUGCCAUCUGUGACCUCCCAGUCUUCCCUCCUGCCAGUCCUCUUCCCAUCCCACGUCUCUCUGCAUCGCUCCUCCCUAUAUCUCGCCACCCCGUGGGAGGCUCUCCGGUGCCUGCCUGCCGUGGGGCCAGCUUCCAUAGGCCGUGUGCACCGGUCUUCCCCAGCGGUUACUUGACGUCCCUCACCCGACACAGACUCUCGAUCUGCCGGUGGCGGGAGCAGGUUCUGAGCUGGCAUCUGAGCUGCGGGCGGGGUGAAAGUGGGGGGCCGUCCACUCCACCCCCAGCCUCUUCCUCCGGCAGGAACUGAACAGAACCGCAAAAGGUCUACGUUUAUUUAAUAUGAUGGUCUUUGCAAAAAGGAAAAAACGACAAAAACCCAACACGCUGCUGCUUUGUAGAAAGAUGGUGUGUGUCGUGCGAAGGCGAACCCCUCUGUAUAUAACCCCGCCCCG